CAACAGCACCAUCUCUGGCAGGUGUUGUGCGCUUUAAAACCACACAGUAGGGUAAUUUUUUAGGACAAUAGGCAGGUAGUUGUAGAGAAUAAAGCUCUCUUUAGGUUAUUUUUUGUUCCUUUUUUUGUUUUACGCGUUUAUGUUUGUGCCAUUCAAGCCGCCGCGGACCCCAGCGGAGCGGCGGUGAAUGAGAGGAACGUCGGGGUUCCCCUCUCUCUGAGCCAGACACUUUGUGUUUUACAACCAGCGGUGAAUAAGACAACAGCUCCUUCAUCAUGCAGCUUCAGAAAAAAGACGGAAAAGCCCCUACAUGUUGAAUAUGUCUCACCACCGGCCGAGUCCUGAAUGAGAGAGGAGUCCUUCACGACCGCGGCUGCCGUCAGGAUCCCCCCCAUUCCCGGAGCUGCCUCUGUUCUCCUUCGCCCGCCGGUGUUGGCACCAGAAAAUGAUAUGUUGAUGAUAUUUUCUGGAAGCGGUCGUGCCUUUUGUUUUCAUUUCGGGGUUUGCGACAUGCGGAUCCGCGGGGACGCCACGGAGCCCGGACGAGCGGACGUUUUUGCUCUGCUUUGAAAAAUGAGGAAGCGAUUUCAUAAAGACCCAGAAAAUGGCAAGAAGGUCUCGUCGUCCGUGGGCCCGGAUUUGAGCAAAAUGAGAAAGAAAGGGGCGAACGCAACAGCGACGGCAUGAAUAGUUUCUCACGGAAUGACACCGAGGGAUGUAAAACGGCGGAGGUAGACGAGACGCGGCAUCGAUGAAGGCGAUCUGGACAAGUUUUGAGUCGCUCAUAAUGAACAGAAACACUUCACAGCUUCGUGUCAGAUCGUUUUCACCAUACUGAAAGCUAUUUCCUUUCGCCUUUUUGGGAAAUUUUUCCAAUUCAUUAGUCAUCUCUCUCUCUCUCUUUUUUUUUUUUACAUUGCAUGUUUUAUUUAUUUUUUUUCUUUUAUAUUUUUGAUCCGGAACCAGCCCUGACUGUUCAAUGGAAGUAUGUUAUCAGUUGCCGGUUUUGCCUCUAGACAGGCCGGUUCCCAAGCAUGUCCUCAGCCGGAGGGGAGCCAUUAGUUUCAGCUCCAGCUCUUCCCUUUUCGGGGCUCCAGAUCCAAGACAGCUGUCACAGAGACGAGGGGCCAUCUCCUAUGACAGCUCUGAUCAGACAGCGCUGUACAUUCGUAUGCUAGGAGCUUGUGUAGUGUUCAAACAGCUGUUUGCAAGAGAUGUGAGAGUACGAAGUCAGGUUGGAUUUGAACCGGAACGCCGAAGCUCCCACCCGUACCUUUGCAUAGACUUCCGAACUCUUCACACGCGGCUGAGCUGCGGAUCCUCGCCGGCUGACUCUGGUACUGAAAAGAGGGUCCACAGGCUACUCAGCUUCCAGAGAUACCUGCACUCGUCCCGCCUGCUGCGGGGAAUCCCCCAGCAGAUCCCCCUCCACAUCCUCGACGAAGACUACAGCGGACAGGCUAGAUGCAUGUUGGAAAAAGUUGGCAGCUGGAAUUUUGACAUUUUCCUCUUUGACAAGCUGACAAAUGGAAACAGCCUGAUCACCCUGACCCUCCACCUGCUCAACCAGUACGGCCUGGUGGACCUCUUUCAACUGGACAUGGUCAAGCUUUGGAGGUUUCUGGUCCUGGUGCAGGAAGACUACCACAAUGACAACCCAUAUCACAACUCCGUUCAUGCUGCAGAUGUGACACAAGCCAUGUACUGCUACCUGCAGGAGCCCAUGCUGUCGAAGUCUCUAACAUCGUACGACAUCCUGCUGGGACUUCUUGCGGCUGCCACACAUGAUCUGGACCAUCCUGGGGUCAACCAGCCCUUUCUCAUUAAGACUGACCACUAUUUAGCCACACUCUAUAGAAAUACCUCAGUUCUGGAAAACCACCACUGGAAGUCGGCAGUGGGUCUCCUCAGAGAGACCGGACUGUUCUCUCACCUGCCGCCUGAGGACAGCAUGAACAUGGAGAGGGAACUUGGCUCUUUAAUCCUGGCUACAGACAUCAGCAGACAGAAUGACUACCUGUCCAGGUUUCGCACCCACCUGGACCAGGAGAGUCUGUGCUUGAGCAACGCCAGCCAUCGUCACUUCGUCCUGCAGAUGGCUCUGAAGUGUGCAGACAUCUGUAACCCCUGCAGACCCUGGGAGCUGAGCAAACAGUGGAGCGAGAAAGUGACGGAGGAGUUCUUUGAACAGGGAGACAUCGAGAAGAAACACAAACUUCAAGUCAGCCCGCUCUGUGACAGAGAGACGAACACCGUCGGCAACAUCCAGAUAGGCUUCAUGACGUACGUGGCAGAGCCGCUGUUCGGAGAGUGGGCCCGGUUCUCGGACACGCGCCUGUCUCAGACCAUGUUGGGUCACAUGGGGCUGAACAAGGCCAGCUGGGGCGGCCUGCAACCGGAGCAAACCGCCAUCUCCGAGGAGACGGAGACGAGCGCAGGAGGAAGCCGCUCCAAAGAAAUACCUCAGGGAAGCAGAGAAUCCUGACACUCCUUGUUCGCCCUUUCACUUUGACCUCCUGACCCCUGGCCCCAGGGCCUCAUCCACACACUGAGGGCAAGUGGAGCUCCCACCGCUGGCCCAGCCUAAUUUGAACACCUUGUUGAUAUGUUGUUGCUUUGGCCUCCCAUCACAAUAAACCACUGAUUUUUCUUUUUAUUUAUUUAAUAAAUUUUUUUUGGCAUAGAGCAAUACAUAGAUACCUCAUUUGGCAACUGCUGUAUUUUCUCUUAUUUGCUUUGUUUUAUUUAUUUGGGGACUGUAUUUGAGGCAUUAACGACUAAAUAUGCCACUUUUUUUGUUGUCGUGGAACGUUAAGGUGAAAGCAGUAUAAACUGAAAACUUAAUUUCUUUUUUUUUUUUUUGUUGGUAUUUUUGAAGUGCCAUUUGAAAACAAAAAUUUAAAAAAUAAAUAAAAAUUUUGACGGACAACUGGAGUAUUCGGAGACCCUCCUGAGACUUUUUCAGUUUGCCGUGUUGCAUUUGUACUGAAGAUUCUUCCUCAUGUCCAAAAAAAGAGAGAAAAAAAAAGAAAUGUGACAAGCCCAGUCCUUCUGCUGCCUCUGAGACUGUUUACGCAUCUCCAUGUUUGUUGUACUUUUUUCUUUUUUUCCCUUUUGAACUGAAGCGACUCCCGUCGGCUCCACAGUUUGCCUUCGAAGCACAGGCAUACGAAAAGAAGCGAACCACUCGAUUAAACUGUCGUCCCACUGUUGAAGCCAUGAGCUGAACUUUAUUCAAAACAAACCAGAUGCCAUAUUAACUCCACCUGUGCUGGCGUGUGUUCCCGCACGUCGUCUCCCUGACCCUCUCCUGGUGAAGCGAGGCGCCGACCGUGUUUCUGCAUCGCUCCAGUCCCACCGCCGACCGGAGAGGGGUCGGACUCUCCCAGAUCUCACCUGGAUCGUCACUCCAUGCAACUCCACUCGCUCAGGGUUUUUACCAGUCUUUUAUUUUAUCCAGCGAAUGAGGGGGGGAGACGGCGGUGGCUACAGAUGAUGCAGGGUUGUUUCUUUUUUGUUUUUUCUUUCCCCUAUUGGUUCGGAUAAACCGAAGGAGACUCCCUCGGCGCAGAAUGUCUCUCACGGCCACAUGAAACCUGACGGACUGCUCGACUGAUGCCUUAUUACUAUGCACAAACUAUGCUAAGUGACCAAACCAACUCCUGUUCCCAUCAAGUGCAUGGUGUGCUUGUUUCUGAAUGCACUGUCCGACCCCCUUCGCCUUUUUUUUCCCUUUUUCCUGUUGUGAGGAACAACUCCAGCUUUUUCUCUCCCUUCCUUUUUGUACGGAUACAGAACCAGUCAAGUGCAUCAAAAACAUUCCAUUCCUUUUUUUUGUUUGUUUGGGUUUGUCCGUUUUGAUUCUGUACAGUGGCACAGGUUGUGUUUGUGUUGAAACGUUUGGAGCGAUAACAGGUGCUUUUCUUACUUUAGCUGAUUUGUAUUUUGCUGUAAAGUGCUGUAAGACUGUUGAUACAACUGUUUACAAUUUGUUGCGACAGCCAUUUUUGGGAAGACUUCAGUGUCGAGCCAGAUUUUUGUAAAGGCUUUGCUGUAUUGACCUUUUUGAUACAUGCCUGUUGCAGUUACGAUUUGAAUAAUAAAUCCUGUUGAUGAAUUUUC
Molecule: messenger RNA, 4122 nt
Organism: Xiphophorus hellerii (green swordtail)
Lineage: Eukaryota; Metazoa; Chordata; Actinopteri; Cyprinodontiformes; Poeciliidae
Gene: pde7a
Product: phosphodiesterase 7A
Exons: 13
Coding region: 980-2485 (501 amino acids)
Biological process (GO): signal transduction
Molecular function (GO): 3',5'-cyclic-nucleotide phosphodiesterase activity
Source: RefSeq, a predicted model, not a curated record